Molecule: messenger RNA, 497 nt
Organism: Scleropages formosus (Asian bonytongue)
Lineage: Eukaryota; Metazoa; Chordata; Actinopteri; Osteoglossiformes; Osteoglossidae
Gene: phf5a
Product: PHD finger protein 5A
Exons: 4
Coding region: 55-387 (110 amino acids)
Biological process (GO): mRNA splicing, via spliceosome
Source: RefSeq, a predicted model, not a curated record
UAAGUUGAAAGGUGAAAGGUCAGAGUGGCUGCGCGUACUUGUGUACGGUGAAAAAUGGCGAAACAUCAUCCGGAUCUGAUCUUUUGUAGGAAACAGGCCGGUGUUGCCAUCGGUAGACUGUGUGAAAAAUGUGAUGGCAAGUGUGUGAUCUGUGACUCGUAUGUGAGGCCUUGCACCUUAGUCCGUAUCUGCGACGAGUGUAACUACGGAUCAUACCAGGGACGAUGUGUCAUCUGCGGAGGACCCGGAGUCUCUGAUGCGUACUACUGCAAGGAGUGUACCAUCCAGGAGAAAGACAGAGAUGGUUGCCCUAAGAUUGUGAACCUGGGAAGCUCUAAAACUGAUCUCUUCUAUGAGCGAAAAAAAUACGGUUUCAAGAAGAGGUGAAGACCAGAUUAACUGGACUCUGAAUUUUGACCGUUAUGCUUUUAGAAUUGAAGCUGUUUUCACUCUUAUUUGCAAAGGAUUUUGAUUUAAUAAACAUUUUUGUGGUACAA